Rhincodon typus (whale shark) is the source of this 1356-nucleotide messenger RNA. It is a transcript of the gene btg4, whose product is annotated as B-cell translocation gene 4. Gene Ontology annotation, cellular component: nucleus; cytoplasm. The record is from RefSeq and is a predicted model, not a curated record. Gene Ontology annotation, biological process: negative regulation of mitotic cell cycle; negative regulation of cell population proliferation. The transcript is spliced from 5 exons. The coding region runs from base 173 to 1027 and encodes 284 amino acids. NCBI's taxonomy places the organism in Eukaryota, Metazoa, Chordata, Chondrichthyes, Orectolobiformes, Rhincodontidae.
ACGUGGCAGACAAUUUCAGCAAAAUGAAAAUGACCAAAUCAUCUGUUUUAGAUGAUGUUGAUUAGGGGAUAAACCCAGGGUGUGGGGAACAGCACUCAGCAGAGAGUGCCUUGUGCUUAUCACUUGGUAAUUUCUCUCAUCUGGAGGAGACUUUGGUCUUACUGAUUGGACAAUGAAAGAGGAAAUUGCUGCAACAGUGGUUUUUAUCUCCCGAAUGGUGAAGAAAAAUGAGAAGCUAAGCAAAAAGAAGGUUGAGAAAUUCUGCAGCAAAUUGACCAAAGUCUUGUUUGAAAAAUACAAGAAUCACUGGUACUGGGGAAACCCAGCCAAGGGCCAAGCAUACAGGUGUAUCCGGGUGAAUAAGAGUCAGCCUUUGGAUCCAGUCCUGCUCCAGGCCUGUGUGGAAAGCAAUAUCGAAUAUUCUUCAUUGCAACUACCAAGGGAGCUCACUAUCUGGGUGGAUCCUUAUGAAGUGUGGUGUAGAUGUGGAGAGAAGAACCAGCCUUUCAUUGUGACCAGGUUAGAGGAAAAUAAUACAGACUUGGAAAUUUUUAAAGACAUCAGCAGUGCUGCAGAGCGUGCAGGCUGUGAAUAUAAUUCUGGAACCUCUUCUGAUGAGGAAGGCUACAAGGAACCAAAUACCACCUCUGUCAGUGACACCCGUGCUGGUUAUCCAGCUGGGGAUCAGGAAGACUUCUCUGUCCUCUCGGAAAGAAAGACCAUACCAAUUGUGAACAACCCGAACAGUAUAUACCAGUUGGAAGUAUGUACCAGCUUCAAAGGCCGCAGGAGCCCUGGUCCAGGAUUGCAAACCAUUCCGACAGUGAUUAACCCAAAGAGUAUCUAUCAGGUAAAUGAUUACUACAGCCACCCUCCAGCUGUAUGGCCCAAGUUUCUCCGAAAGAAGAUGUUUCCUGAAGAUUACAGCUGCCAUUCAUUCCAGGGCAAUUACAGAGUGUACCGAGCAUCCAACAUGUUCCUGUUUCCUCGUGUGGACCGUUAUCAUUGGGUGAACACCAAGCGAUAAUCUCUGCCUGUGCUUUUCCUCCUUUGAACUCUUCUUCUAACUUCUCCUGAAAGGCUUUCUGGCGGUCCAAUUCUGACUGAUUUUAUUGACUUGUGUCCUGACCUAGUCGGGAGGUGAAUGUGUCCCACCAUUUUAAGCAUCAAUGCAUUUGUUAGCACAAUCUGUUCUUCAUCCUGCUCAAUGAGGACUGAAAUACUAUCUUUUUUUUUAUACAAUCAAGUUAGAUAUUUCUUUAUAGAUAAAUUAUAUUCAUGGUUCAGUGUUUAAUUGCCAUUUAAACAAUUUUAAAGGCUAGAAUGGAAAUGUUUGAAAAUGUAUAAUGAAUAAAA